UAAUGUUCUUAGUUUUAUGCUGUGUUAUAAUUUUAAGUGAAAAUGUUAAUGCAGCUACUGAAAAUCAAGCUUGUAGUGAGGGAGAGACAAUAUGCGCUGCGCCCAAUGUGGAAAAGAAACUAUAUGCAAUUAAGCAGCGCAUAGCACAGGCUAUGGCUAACUACGAGAGCUGCAGCACUGACGUUGCUGACGUCAACUGCACUUGCCACGCUGCUGUAAUAAAAAAAGAUCUGGCGCCAUAUAAAUCAACAGGUCUCAGUCGUAAAAUGUUGGAAAAUGCCGCCAAGUACGGUACACGUUAUAAGAUCUAUAAACAGCAGCUUUAUCGAGAUGAAAACUGCAUGUUUCCAGCACGUUGCCAGGGCAUAGAGCAUUUCCUGUUGCAGCUGCUCCCACAAUUGCCGGACAUGGACUUGGUCAUUAAUACCAGAGACUAUCCGCAGCUGCAGUCAGCUUUUCGUGGUCAGGAUGCAGCUGUAUUUAGCUUUUCCAAAACGCAGGAGCAUCACGACAUCAUGUAUCCAGCUUGGACAUUUUGGGCUGGUGGCCCAGCGACCAAGCUGCAUCCUACAGGCAUUGGACGCUGGGAUUUAAUGCGUGAGAAGCUGCGCAAUAGCGCUGAUGCAAUUGCCUGGAACGAUAAACAAGCGUUAGGCUUCUUUCGGGGCUCACGCACUUCGGAUGAGCGUGACUCAUUGGUGUUGCUUUCGCGCCGUCGUCCCGAGCUUGUGAAUGCACAAUACACCAAAAACCAAGCCUGGAAGUCGCUCAAAGAUACGCUGAACCAAGCGCCCGCCCAGGAGGCUUCUUUUGAGGAUCAUUGCCAGUACAAGUAUUUGUUUAAUUUUCGCGGAGUCGCCGCCAGCUUUCGUCUAAAGCAUUUGUUUCUCUGCAAAUCAUUGGUGUUUCAUGUAGGCGAUGAAUGGCAAGAAUUCUUUUACCCACAGCUGAAGCCUUGGGUGCACUAUGUGCCACUGCAAAGUUAUCCUAGCGAGCAGCAGUAUGAAGAGCUAAUAGAGUUCUUCAAAAAUCAUGAUGAGCUUGCUCAGCAAAUUGCUACAAAUGGCUACGAUUUCAUCUGGCAGCAUCUGCGCAUGGAAGACAUAUCUUGUUAUUGGCGUAAGCUGCUAAAACGCUAUAAGAAACUUUUAAAGUACGAGGUGCAGCCGGAUAAACAAAUGAAGUUUGUAGGUGGUGCUAAAGAUGAAUUGUAAGCUAAGUUAGUAUUUAUGUUUAAUGUAUAACUACACAAAUGUCUCUCAUGGCGAAAUAAAUAAUUGUA
Drosophila busckii is the source of this 1282-nucleotide messenger RNA. RefSeq names its product O-glucosyltransferase rumi (gene rumi). The transcript is spliced from 2 exons. Lineage: Eukaryota; Metazoa; Arthropoda; Insecta; Diptera; Drosophilidae. The coding region runs from base 3 to 1214 and encodes 403 amino acids. The record is from RefSeq and is a predicted model, not a curated record. Gene Ontology annotation, biological process: protein O-linked glycosylation; positive regulation of Notch signaling pathway. Gene Ontology annotation, molecular function: UDP-xylosyltransferase activity; UDP-glucosyltransferase activity. Gene Ontology annotation, cellular component: endomembrane system.